Molecule: messenger RNA, 4589 nt
Organism: Phyllostomus hastatus (greater spear-nosed bat)
Lineage: Eukaryota; Metazoa; Chordata; Mammalia; Chiroptera; Phyllostomidae
Product: zinc finger protein 420-like
Biological process (GO): regulation of DNA-templated transcription
Source: RefSeq, a predicted model, not a curated record
ACAUUUAUUUCUCUACUUCUGAUGUUCUUAUCUACCGAGGUUGUUUUUGUCUGCUUAUUUUUUUUUCCUUAUGAUUGUCAAGGUUGGUAACUUAUACACUUGUUCCCUUUGUCCCAGAGCCUUCUAUGUUUUAUGUAUAUCCAGGCUCCCCAACGCCAUGAAGAAUUCCUGCUUUUAAUUAAUGACUUUCAGGGACUGUUUACCUUUAGGGAUGUGUCAGUAGAUUUCUCCCAAGAGGAGUGGGAAUGCCUGGACCCAGCUCAGCGAAAAUUGUACAUGGAUGUGAUGUUGGAGAACUACAGGAACCUGUUCUCCCUGGGUUGUGUUGUCCCUCAGCCAGUCCUGUUCACUAUUGUGGAAGAAAUUAAGGAACUCUGGGAUGUGUGCAGAAAAAAGUCAAUAUCCACCCACCCAGCUUUGACAUCUGAAGACAACCAGGCCUUAUUGCAAAAGCCAGGAAUAGAAGAUUUAGUCUCUAAAAUAAUAUUGAGUACGUGUAAUGAAGAUAGAAGUUAUGAAUGCAAUGAAAAUGGGAAAAUGUUUAACCACAAAUCAAAUGAUAAUAAAUAUCAGAAUACUCAUCUUCCAGUGAACCAUUAUAAAGGUGGAAAAGUUUUUGACCAAAUGUCAAAUCACAAUACACAUCAGGUUAUUCCUAUUGUGGAGAAGACAAACAAACAAAGUAAAUGUAUCAAAUUACUUAAGGAACCUUCUAAUAGUACUGAACAAAAACAUAUUCCUGUUGGGGGAGAAGAUUACAAAUGUUUACCAUGUGGGGAAGUCUUCAGUAAAAUAGUUAAUCUAAAUGGAGCUAAGAAAAUCUGUACUGAAGAAAAACAUACGUGGAAAGAAUGUGAUAAAAUACAUAAUCAACCUUCAGGUCUAACUCUAGAUCAGAAAAUACAUACUGGACACAAGCCUCACAUAUGUAGAGAAUGUGGCAAAUCCUUUAUGUCGUUCUCAACCCUUACUAUUCACCAGAGAAUUCAUACUGGAGAAAAGCCUUAUAAAUGCAGAGAAUGUGGCAAAGCCUUUAUGUCAUUCUCAAUCCGUACUAUUCACCAGAGAAUUCAUACUGGAGAGAAGCCUUAUAAAUGCAGAGAAUGUGGCAAAGCCUUUAGGGAGUCAUCAGCCCGUACUCAGCAUCAGAGAAUUCAUACUGGUGAAAAGCCCUAUAAAUGUAGAGAAUGUGGUAAAGCCUUUAGUCGAUCAUCAUACCUUACUCAGCAUCAGAAAAUUCAUACUGGAGAGAAGCCUUAUGAAUGUAGAAUAUGUGGUAAAACCUUUCGCUGGUCCACAACCUAUAGAAAACAUCAGACCAUUCAUACUGGAGAGAAGCCUUAUAAAUGUAGAGAAUGUGGUGAAGCCUUCCGAUGGUCCUCAUCUCUAAUACACCAUCAAAAAAUCCAUACAGGAGAGAAGCUUUAUAAAUGUAGAGAAUGUGGUAAAGUCUUUUCCUGGUCCUCAUCCUUUAGAAAACAUCAGAAAAUCCAUACUGGAGAGAAGCCAUAUAAAUGUAGAGAAUGUGGGAAAGCAUUUCUUCAGUUAUCAAUCCUAACUCAACAUGAGACAAUUCAUACUGGAGCAAAGCGUUAUAAAUGUAGAGAAUGUGGGAAAGCCUUUUGCUGGUCCUCAGGCCUUAGACAACAUCAAAAAAUUCAUACUGCAGAGACGUCUUAUAAGUGUAGAGAAUGUGGUAAAGCCUUCCGCCAUUUCUCAAGGCUUACACAACAUCAAAAUAUUCAUACUGGACAGAAGCGUUAUAAGUGUAGAGAAUGUGGUAGAGCCUUCCAUCACUUCUCAAGGCUUAGACAACAUCAAAAUAUUCAUACUGGACAGAAGCCUUAUAAAUGUAGAGAAUGUGGUAAAGCAUUUCACCAGUCCUCAACUCGUACUGCACAUCAGAAAAUUCAUACUGGUGAAAAGCCUUAUGAGUGUAGACAAUGUGGUAAAGCCUUCCGCCAAUUCUCAAAGCUUAGUCAACAUCAAAAUAUUCAUACUGGACAGAAGCCUUAUAAAUGCAGAGAAUGUGGUAAAGCAUUUCACCAGUCCUCAACUCGUACUGCACAUCAGAAAAUUCACACUGGAGAAAAGCCUUAUGAAUGUAGAGAAUGUGGUAAAGCCUAUUGUCGGUCCUCAUCCCUUACAAAACAUCAGGUAAUUCAUACUGGAGAGAAGCCUUAUAAAUGUACAGAAUGUGGUAAAGCCUUUCGCUGGUCCUCAUCACUUACUCAUCAUCAGGGAAUUCAUACUGGACAGAAGCCAUACAAAUGUUUACCAUGUGGGAAAUUCUUAAGUCAAAUAUUUAAUUUAAAUGGAGUUAAGAAAAUCUGUACUGCAGAAAAACAUAAAUAUAAAGAAUGUGGUAAAACAUAUAAUUGGCCUUCAGGUCUUACUCUGCAUCAGAGAAUACAUACUAAACAGCAGCCUUAUAUAUGUAGAGAAUGUGGCAAAGCCUUUAGGUGGUUCUCAAUCCUUACUAUUCACCAGAGAAUUCAUACUGGAGAGAAGCCUUAUAAAUGUAGAGAAUGUGGUAAAGACUUUCGCCAGUCCUCAACCCUUACUCAACAUCAGAAAAUUCAUACUGAAGAGAAGCCUUAUAAAUGUAGAGAAUGUGGCAAAGCCUUUCGCCGGUCCGAAACCCUUACAAACCACCAGAAAAUUCAUACUGGAGAGAAGCCUUACAAAUGUACAGAAUGUGGUAAAGCCUUUAGCCGCUCCUCAACUCUUACUCAACAUCAGAAAAUUCAUACUGGAGAGAAGGCAUAUAAAUGUAGAGAAUGUGGUAAAGCAUUUCGCCAGUCCUCAAAUCUUAUUCAACAUCAGAAUAUUCAUAUUGGAGAGAAGCCCUAUAAAUGUAGAGAAUGUGGUAAAGCCUUUCGCCAGUCCUCAACCCUUACUCACCAUCAGAAAAUACAUACUGGAGAGAAGCGUUAUAAAUGUAGAGAAUGUGGCAAAGCCUUUAGUUUGUCGUCAACCCUUACUAGACAUCAGAAAAUUCAUACUGGAGAGAAGCCUUAUAAAUGUACAGAAUGUGGUAAAGCCUUUUGCCGGUCCUCAACGCUUACAAACCAUCAUAAAAUUCAUACUGGAGAGAAGCCUUAUGAAUGUAGAGAAUGUAGUAAUGCCUUUCAUCAGUCCUCAAUGCUUACUCAGCAUCAGGAAAUUCAUACUGGAGAGAUGCCUUACAAAUGUAGAUAAUAUGGUAAAGCCUUUUGCUAGUGCUCAAUGCUUACUCAACAUCAGAAAGUUCAUACUAUAGUGAAUUCUCUUGAGUGCAGAGGAUGUGGCAAAGCCUUUAAUUCCUCAAACUUUAGUCAUCUUCAGAGAAUUCAUAAUGGUGAAAAGCCUCAUAUAUGUAGAAAAUGCGGUAAACUUUACCAGUCCCCAAACCUUACUCAACAUCAGAAAAUUCAUACUGAAAAGAAGCCUUAUAAAUGUAGCAAAUGUGAUAAGCCUUUAGACAAUCCCCAGCCCUUACUCAACAUUGAUCAUUCAUACUUGAGAGAAGCCUUAUGUAGAGAAUGUGGCAAACCCUUUAGGGAAUCCUCACAACUUAUUCAAUAUUAGAGAAUUCAUAAUGGUGAAUAGCCAUGUAAAUGUAGGAAAUAUGGCCAAGCCUUUAAGCAGUCUUCAGUUCUUACUGUAAUCAUACUGGAAAUAAAUCUUAUCAAUGUGGACUAUGUGACAAAGUCUUUCUUUACUUCUCAAAACAUACCACAUCAGGUCAUUCAUACUGGAGAGAAACCAUAUAAAUGUAAGUGCCAAAUCUUUUAAUCAUCAGUAGUGUCUCUAGAGAAAAACUGUUCAACAGUAGAGAAUGUAGCAAAGCUUUUACCCUGUGUUCAAAACUUCCUUGACAUUGGAGACUUCAUGCUGGAGGGAAACAAAAAAUAUAAAGAAUAUAACAAAACUUUAACCAUUAUUCAAGCCUCCUUCAAGGUUAGAGAAUUUAUAUGGGAGAGAAGUCUUAAAAAUGUAAUGAAUUUGGUAGUGUUUAAUCCUCAUCCAUACCUCUAUCAAUAUCUUAUAAUUUAUACUGGAUAAAAUGUAGCAAAUGUAAAAAAUGUAGCAAAGCUCUACCCAUAUCUUACUCCACAUCAGAAUUCAUUCUAAAGAGAAAAAAUACUAAUGAAGAAUGUUCAAAAUUGUUUUUUCAAGGUUUACAGAUUAUUUGAUAUGUAAGAAUUUAUACCAGAGGAAAAAAACCUUAAAAAAGAAGAAUGUAAGAAAUUGUACAGGUGGACCUACAGGGAAUGUACAAUGGGUGUGGAAUUCUACGUUCAUAAUAAUGACUGGCUUUUGUCCAAUACAUACAGUUCACAAAUCCCAAAGAAUUUAUGCCUGAAAUUGGUGUUAAAGAUGUAAAAAUUUAGGAAUGUAUGUAAUAGAAACAAUUUUAAAACAUGAGUGAAUUCACAGAAUGCUAAAAAUAGUUUUCAGGUAUUGCUAUAAAUCAGAAUACUAUAGAGAAUCAUUCAGAAUUUAAAAACAAUUACUUUUUAAAAAAAUUUUAUUUAUUUUCAAUAACAAUGUAUGGGAGGGAGAGAAACAUUAAUGUUCAAGAGAAACAUGGAUCAGUUGGCUCU